This is a messenger RNA of Nematolebias whitei (Rio pearlfish), 1152 nucleotides long. It is a transcript of the gene preb, whose product is annotated as prolactin regulatory element binding. The record is from RefSeq and is a predicted model, not a curated record. Gene Ontology annotation, biological process: protein secretion. The annotation marks the transcript as partial. The transcript has 6 exons. Lineage: Eukaryota; Metazoa; Chordata; Actinopteri; Cyprinodontiformes; Rivulidae. Gene Ontology annotation, molecular function: protein binding; GTPase activator activity; guanyl-nucleotide exchange factor activity. Gene Ontology annotation, cellular component: endoplasmic reticulum membrane.
UAUUUUUUUCAGUUUCCAUCCCUCAAGAAAAAGUUUGACUUCAAAGCACAUGAAGGUGAAAUCGAAGACUUGGAUAUGAGUGCAGGAAACAAGCACCUUGUGACCGUUGGUCGGGACUUUACCUGCAACGUUUGGACUGGUAACCAGCUAACAACAAAACUGAACUGGCUUGAAACUAUGCCUCAAAUUGCUGAAAAGUCUUAUCGAUAUCUGGCUUGCAGAUUUGGAAGGGUCGAGGACCAAAAAGAUGCACUGAGGCUUUACACGGUGCAGAUCCCUCAUAAACGAGACAGAAAGCCUCCUCCUUGUUACCUCACGAAGUGGGAUGGUAAGAGCCUGCUGCCAAUGCUGACCUCUUCCUGUGGAGCUGAAGUUCUCUCCGCUGUCGCUGUCAGCGACUCUGGAACGUUUCUCGGACUUGGAACUGUGACUGGAUCAGUAGCAAUUUACAUUGCGUUCUCCCUCCAGAAGCUGUAUUAUGUCCAUGAGUCCCAUGGCAUUGUUGUGACAGAUCUGGCCUUCCUGCCUGACUCCCUGAAAGGCAAAAGCCUGAAGGGGAGGAACGAAACAGCCAUGUUGAGCGUAGCUGUAGACAGUCGCUGUCAAGUCCAUACUGUAGCCAUCCAGAAAUAUUUCCCCAUCUGGCUCGUCAUGAUGUUCUGUGCUCUUAUGGUGGUGGCAGUGGUACUCCUUCUACAAUACCUCUUUCCUGGAUUUCUUUAACUACGUGGCUCAGGGUGCUCCACCACUGACAAAUCUCCAACAGAACUCAGUCCAGACAUCUCCAUGUCCCAGUACUGCACAACCACAGAACCCAGUGAAACCAAACCACAACCCGCUGUUUACUUUCAACAGUGAUUGUUCUCAGUGAGCUUUGGAUUCACUACAAUUUUGAUUUAGUGACUGAUCAAUAGCUGAAAGCUUUUGACAUAAAUAGAAAAAGAGUUGACAAUUUUUUUAAGUUUGUGCUUGAAAAAGAAAUUCAUCAUAAUUCAGAUUGUUCUCUUCUAAGCAUAAUAAACAUGUUAAAAUAUUUGUUAUUGGAAUAACUAACCGUUUACUAUGUCAAUAUACAGAAAUUAGGUCCAGUUUCUUAUGUCAAAAACAGAUCUGCUCUAAGUCCAUGAAAAAUAAAGUGUUAAACUUGAUUAA